AUGCCCGUCACCAUCCAGACAGCCGAUCAUGCCCCAAGGCCAUGGUCCAGACCAUCAGAUAAAGCCACAUCGGCAAAGAUGCUUCUCGAGGCAUCGUGCCCGAAGGAGCAUAAACUCUGCAAGGCCAUCUUCCAAAGUUCCUUCAAGACAAUCGCAUCAUCCCACAUCUGGCCAUCCCCCAAUAGUCUCGUCUACGCCGCCCACGCUGCCUAUAGCAACCACCAUCACCUAACCAUCCGGCCCGAGGAUGUCUGGUUUGCCAUUCUCACGCAAUUAAAUUUCUACAUCAAUGCACACGCUGAAGAGCUGCGGUCCCUUUUUGUAAAGCAUGAGGGCAAAGAGGAGGCCAAGGUGGAAGUCGCCGGCACCAUUCAUACCGUUGACUUUGGAGAACUGGCUGUGAUGAUGACGGAUGAGAUGGAGAAGCAGAUCGUCGACCCGGAGCUGAAAUCCUGGAUUCUGCCCGACUUCACGACAACCGAGACUGUGGACACAGUCACAGCUGCAAUCCUAAUGAUGGGCAGCAUGCAGUCAUAUUUCCAUUACACCAUGUCUCUUAGGUGUGGUAUCCCAUCUGUCACUCUCCUAGGCCAAAGGGAAGAUUGGGUCAAGAUCCGUAACCGCCUCGACAAGAUCAAACAAUUUGGUGCUGAACCAACCGUGUUCGCUAAGCGUUUGAUCACGGUUGUGAAUAACCUGAUCAUCGCCUUUGACAAGCCAAAAGAUCCUUCCGUUAAGGAGUUUUUCGGUAAGAUUGCUCACUGGAGGGCUGGUGGCUCAGGACCUUCGUGGCUCUCUGGGUGGAUCACGGCAUUCUGCGCCUGGGGCCCUGAUGGCACUCCGGUUAGAAGCGCGGGGUUCCGUGCAGAUAGCGUGGUCUGUGAUAUUGACGGAACGAAGUUCCUGCUGGUGGACACGAUGGAUAUCCCCUCUGGAUUUGCUUCCGUGCCUGUAAAGGUGGACGAUAAUGGCCGCAUCUAUAAAACGAAAAUGGUUGCUGGGUCCGUUGCUAUAUCGGUUACCAGCAGCGGCCAAAAGUUGGACCAGUCAGAUAUGCGGAGCGAGAACGAGCAAGAAGUAGGGCUUGAUUCGCUUCAGCCCGUAACGGGGUGGUGGAUGUUUGAGCUCACUGACUAG
Molecule: messenger RNA, 1137 nt
Organism: Clonostachys solani
Lineage: Eukaryota; Fungi; Ascomycota; Sordariomycetes; Hypocreales; Bionectriaceae
Source: the annotation of a GenBank genome assembly